AUGAACUCACCAAAAAAGUAUGCUCUUCCUACUCUUAAUAACUUAAAAAUUAUCUAGUCCUCCUAUGGUCAAAGAAUCAGUAAAUGUGUAAUUAUUUUAAUUAAUAAUUGUUAGACUCAUCAAACCAUUAAAAAGGACACAAAGAAGAUAAUUGAUACAAAAUUAUUAUCUUAAACAUAAAUUGAAUAAGCUAAGCAACGUUUCAUUGCUAAUCAAGAGAAAUAAAAAUAAAUGCAAAAGAGCCUACCUCCAAUUUUGAAAAGAAAGGAAUUUCAUUAAAGAAGUGUUUCAGUUUCAGCUCCAAAAACACAAUAUUCAAAAUAUUUUUAUUUUAUAGGAGAAGGCAAUAAUCAUCAACUCAUUAAGAAACUAUUAGAUGAAAGAUAGAACUGGGUUUAGGUAAAGGAUCCAAAAUCUAAGAAAAUUAAUUUUAAAUGGCAAGAAACAGAAAAGGGAUAUGAAUAUUAAACUAUUAAUUAAAAAGAACAACCAAUUUAGAUGCUUAAUCAUUUUGAGUUUCAUUCAGAAAUUUCUGAUAAGUUUAAGUUAGCUGUGAAUUUCAAAGCAUAUUGUGAUGUAUCUAUAAUAUUUAAUAAAGAAAAAUAGAUUAAAUAUAUAUGAUUACAUACCUACUACUUUUGUCAUAGAAUGCACUAAUGAAAACUUAAAAUCUGAAUUAUUUUAGUUUAUUUCCUUUUACAGAUAAAAUUGUCCUUAACAUAAAUUACCUGAAUUGGAUAAAACUAUUAAAUAAUAUUUCUUUUCAUAUACAACACUAUAUGAUAACAAAGUAAAUCAUUAUCCAACUUUAUUUGGUAAUGAAAAUUUAUGGAUCUUUAAGCCUUCAAAUAUGAAUUAAGGAAGAGGUAUUCAUGUAGUAAGAAGCUUAUAGGAAGUAUUAGAUAUUUAAAGCAAAUAUUAAGGGGGAUAUAAGGAGAAAUUGUUGGAAGUGAAAAGAAAUGAAUAGAAUGAAAUAAUCAAUAAGGUGGUUUAUUUAAAUACAUUAGUGACAGAAUAAUUUGUAAUCUAAAAAUAUAUAGAGAAACCAUUAUUAAUAGAUGAUAGAAAAUUUGAUAUAAGAGCCUACAUUUUAUUAACAUCAAAUUUAUAGAUAUAUUUUUAUAGAGAGGGUUAAUUGAGAUUGGCAACAGAGAAAUUUGAUACAAAAGUACAAUCUAAUUAUGUACAUCUCACAAAUAAUGCCAUUUAAUAUACUCAUCCUGAAUAUGGUAAAUCUGAAGAAGGAAAUUAAUAUAGUUUUGAUUAGGCUCAAAAUAUAUUUAAAAAAGAUUUUAGAAAAGAAGUAAGAUUAAUUUAAAUUUAGAUUUUAGGGAAAAUUAAAACGAUAUCUUAUACAGCAUUUUAAACAGUAAAACAUAAAAUAAAUAAAUAAAAACGAAAAAAUUGUUUUGAAAUAUUUGGAAUGGAUUUCAUUAUUGAUGAAUAAUAUACUCCUUGGUUGAUAGAAGUAAAUACAAAUCCAAGUUUAGAAGUAACAAGCAAAUUAUUAGAUUAACUAUUUGCAAGAAUGGUGAAUGAUGCAUUUCGAAUCACAAUUGAUUUGGUUUUUCCUUAAAUUGAACCAAAUUGCAAUUAUCCUUUAAUGAAUUAUAAAGAUGAUGAAAAUCUAUGGGAUAGUAUGGGUUAUCUAUAAUCAUGA
This is a messenger RNA of Paramecium pentaurelia, 1660 nucleotides long. The record is from the annotation of a GenBank genome assembly. NCBI's taxonomy places the organism in Eukaryota, Ciliophora, Oligohymenophorea, Peniculida, Parameciidae.